AUGGGAUGCACCACGGGGCACUUCACUUGUCAACCGCAGACGACGGCGGCCCCAACCCUGGAAGGCCAGUCGCAAGAAGGAGCACCCAAAGUCCCAGAGGUGCUGUCGUCCCUAGAGCGGCUCUCGCAAGCCACGGGAGGGAUGGAGAAGUCUUGGUACCGCUGCAUCUUUCCAUUUGGGAUAAUCUCGCUGGUGAUCGGAGUGGCUGGAACUGGAGUGACGUACACGUACAACGAUCUCCCGCAGACCAAGGUGGUUUCUGUGAUCCUGUUGAUCGUGGGGCUGGUCCUGGUACUGAUGGCGACCACUUGCUGGACGGUCCACAAGAAGAAGCGCAGGAAAAAGAAUGAAGGAGGUUCCUUCAGCUCCGAUCAGUGUCCCUUGUGA
Molecule: messenger RNA, 387 nt
Organism: Sinocyclocheilus rhinocerous
Lineage: Eukaryota; Metazoa; Chordata; Actinopteri; Cypriniformes; Cyprinidae
Product: transmembrane protein 100-like
Exons: 1
Coding region: 1-387 (128 amino acids)
Biological process (GO): cellular response to BMP stimulus
Cellular component (GO): plasma membrane
Source: RefSeq, a predicted model, not a curated record